GUUUUCUGCUUGUCGAACUUUUGAUGAAGUAGACAAGCUUCCGUUGUUUAUUCAAAUCUACAUCAAUACCUGCUGACAGCGGUCGUUGUAAAAAAAUGUAGCGGGCCGCACGAUCCAGCACGAAUUUGGAUAAUGAAAAUACUCGACGCUUAGGAGAAUGAAUAUCGAGUAGCGUCACACAGAGUUUUAUUAUAACUCAUGAUUCUCGAUCUCGGUUUCCUUUAAGUCAUCUUCGGUAUUUUUUUUCCUCCGUAGAGUAGAUCUUAUUCCACCUGUUGUCGUCCUAUUUUGUUUUUCCUCCUGCGUAGUUAGUGCGAAUUAGCUUUCUUAUCAAUCUGUUGUGAAUUGUUUCUGUUGUAAAGUAACUUUCAUUCCACCUUUUUUUGCAGUAGUUGGGGAUAGACAAGAAUGCAGUGUUUAAGCUGAAGUGUGGGCUGAGCCGCGAUCUCCAAGUUCCACCCAGCCGAAGUGUUUCCGUUCAUUGGCGCCAGCCUUCGGAAAGCCCAGUAUUCGACGAAGUGCGAACCAGUGAUCCGGCAUCCUGCCUCAGAACUACUUUGUCGCGGCGAACACUGCGGCAAAAACAAAAGAAGGACAUUACGACCACCGCACGCAAUGGCAUUGGGAGUGGAGCAUUAUGCAAAUCCGUGAGUAUCUCCUAGCUAUGAGGUCAUCAUAUCGAGGUGGUUUUGCAAGCUCGAUGCGCUACCGCAACAUGCUGCAAACGGGUCGUUUGUAACAUGUAUGGUACCCGCAACAUGCGACAAGUGUUUUUUUUCAAGCAAUCCAUCGACAACCAUCUACUUCUGAAGGAAAAUUUUUGACUACUACCAAGUGGUAGGACCCGAAGGGCCGCGGACGGUUAUAGUACCUCUCCCCCGGUCGGGGAACCCGGCAAGCAUCUUGCUUCACAAGAGCGCAGAGUCGCUACAACUCGUUUUGCCACAUCCUACAUGGUCGUGACGGAAGCGUCUGAAUUGUUUUCGGCGAUAUUGAAGAAGCACUGACGUGGCUCUACCAAAAACAUAGGUCCGUAGACGUCCACACCUAUUGCGACUAAAAACAAAUUACAACGAACGAGAAGACCACUACAACGAAAUGACUAAAGCGAAUCGACAACAAUUGGACGACUACCCAGCUAGACGACAACGAUUAAUCUAGACAACAACAACUGAACACUUAGAGGACCACGACGAGUACAUCUCUCCGCGAUAGCAGUUUCCUCAUCACCUCAGCAGGGCUGUGAAGCGUAGGAACAACCGUUAUUUCGGCGGUCUUGGCAUACAACAACAACAACAACAAAAAGAAGCCUAGCUCCCUCACUCUUGAAGAAUCUUGAACCCCUGAUAUUGUAAAGCCCGGCAAUCAACAUCUUCAUCGGCAUCAUGACGUCCAAACUGGAAACAAAGGGCGUGCGCGUCUUCUUGGGAAACAUUCCCUUUGAAGCAAAUGAAACCGAUAUGCGGGCCAUCUGUGAGCUCGCAGGCCGUGUAGUAGAAUUCCGAUUUGUGAUGGACAAUCGACGAGCCAGACAUAAGGGAACAGGGUAGAACCUUGGCUAUUCAACUGUUUUGAUUUCAAUGUGAUUGUGUUUGUGAAGAUCACGAUCAUAGACGACGAUUUAAUUUUAGACUGUUCAGUGCAAACAAAUAUAAUUAUUUUAUGAAGUUACAACUAGUUACAACUUGAACUUCUUGAUGUGAACACCAGUACUAUCGCUGAAUGUCACUUUUCUGGUAAAUUGUCAGAAACAAGAAGAUGAUUCUGCAAAAAGAAGAUCCUAAGUACCUCAAAAAUUUCGAAAACAGUUUUUGCGAGUAUCCUAAGUACCUUAAAUAUUUCGAUAACAGCUUUUGCGAGUAUCCUGACGUAG
Messenger RNA from Amoebophrya sp. A25, 1873 nucleotides. The record is from the annotation of a GenBank genome assembly. Lineage: Eukaryota; Dinophyceae; Syndiniales; Amoebophryaceae.